Molecule: messenger RNA, 1614 nt
Organism: Botrytis byssoidea
Lineage: Eukaryota; Fungi; Ascomycota; Leotiomycetes; Helotiales; Sclerotiniaceae
Exons: 2
Coding region: 1-1614 (537 amino acids)
Biological process (GO): carbohydrate metabolic process
Molecular function (GO): hydrolase activity, hydrolyzing O-glycosyl compounds
Source: RefSeq, a predicted model, not a curated record
AUGUCAAUGUUUACCUCAACUUUGAAACACCUACUCCUCGCUGGAGUGGCGUUAUAUGAUGUCUCUGUCAUUGCUUCAGUACUUCAGCCUACUCCUCCAAUGGGCUUCAAUAAUUGGUCAGCAUUUAUGUGUGGGCUUAACGAAUCGCUAUUCGUUGAGACAGCCCAGGCAAUGGUAGAGAAAGGCCUACUUGCAGCAGGUUACAAUCGACUUAAUCUAGAUGACUGUUGGAGUCAAGGCAGUCGGGAAACAAACGGUAGUCUCUUAUGGAACACCGAGAAGUUUCCACGCGGCCUUCCAUGGUUGACCGGCUAUUUGAAAAGCCUGGGGUUCAAUUCUGGAAUCUACACCGAUGCUGGAAUCAAUUCUUGUGGUGGAUUUCCAGGUUCGUAUGGGUAUGAGGAAAUUGAUGCUCGAGCUUUUGCCUCAUGGGGUUUUGAUUACCUCAAGGUUGACGGCUGCAACAUGCCUUCAGCAACCGAGCAAGAGUAUGAGCGUGUUUACGGACAUUGGCAUGGCGUCUUAAGUGCAUUGAAGAGCCCUCUCAUCUUUUCAGAGUCUGCUCCGGCAUACUUUGCAGCGCAGGACAAUCUAACUGAUUGGUAUACUGUGAUGGACUGGGUCCCAAAAUACGGGCAGCUUGCUCGUCACUCGCGUGAUACACUCGUCUGGAACUCAACUUCAUACUGGCCCGACAUCACUGGAUGGGACUCUAUCUUAUUCAACUAUGGACAGGAAGUAAGAUUGGCGAGAUACCAGAAGCCUGGGUACUUUAACGAUCCAGAUUUCUUGAUUGUUGAUCACUUCGAUCUAUCGCUCAACGAAAAGAGGUCACAUUUCGCUAUUUGGGCCUCACUAUCAGCUCCUCUUAUUAUCAGUGCUUAUAUUCCGGCAUUCAGCGCAGAUGAGGUGGCUUAUCUCACGAAUAAAGAUCUUAUUACUGUAAACCAAGAUCCAUUGGCAUUACAGGCUACACUUGUCAGCCAAGAUGGUACAUGGGAUGUUUUGACUAAAGAUCUAGCAAAUGGGGACCGACUUCUCACUGUUAUCAAUCGAGGCAAUUCCACGGCUAGCUACAAGGUAUCAUUCCAAAGAAUUGGUAUCUCUGCAUCAGCAGUCAAGGUUAAAGACCUCUGGACCGGAAAAGUCUCAUCCUCAUCCAAGGUAGUCACGGCUGUCAAUGUUCCUUCGCACGGUACUGCGGUAUAUCGUAUUUCUGCUGGAUAUGGAAAUCUGAACGUUACACCGACUGGUAUGAUCUUCAAUACAGCAUCGCUGAAUGUUCUUACCUCUUCUCGUCAAGGCCUAGCGUGGGCAGCCUCUCUCGGAUCGGACGAGCAAGUAUGGCAAACUGACGAGGAUGGUACUAUCAAGGGAAUUUUCGAUACUUCUAAGUGUCUAACGGAUCUUGGAGUAGGAAAGGUAUCACUGAUGGCAUGUUCUGGCAAAAAGAAUCAGAGAUGGGAGUACUAUGUUACUGGGAAUCUUGUAAGCCUCAGUACUGGGUCGUGUUUGGCUGAAGCUAGUGGAGACGUUGUGACGGCGAAAUGUCAAUUUGAAGCCAACGGGCAAGUCUUUGGAUUGCCUAGUGGAAUUGAUGUUAUCGGGCAAUAA